AUGAGACUAUUCGCGGUUUUACUUGCGGCAACUGCCUUCACUGCCUGGUCCCGAACGGAUGCUGCGCAGAUUGAUCAAGCGUGCUUCAGCGAUGGCCGCCGAUGCACAUCCCGUUUCGGUGGUUAUAAAUACGUCAACUAUGAUCUGACCGAUAUCACAACGCAACUGGUGGAUCAGUCGUUCGACUUUCUGUUCCUGUCGGCAGCCUUUAAGCAGUACGACCGGAACCGACCGGGUUUCGAAAAGUUGUACCGCAAUAUCGCAGACCGUGCCUGGUCGGAUGCGAUUGCCGUUAUGCAGUAUCAGAGUCGGCGCGGCCAUCUUGCUUCGCUGAAUCCUAACUAUCGAGGCUCGAACAGUGAACUGCGUGUGUUAAGCGAUCCCGUCCUAGCCAGCGAGCACAGCUCGCUGCAACUGGCAAUGGAGUAUGAGAAACAGGUUGCCAGUAUGGCGCAUGCCGUCCACAAGAAGGCUUCCGUUGCCCAUCAGCGUCCGCCGCAGUACGAUCCGGACGUGGCGCACUUCCUGGACCGGCAGCUGGUCAAAGGAAGAAGUGAUUCCGUUCGGAAACUGACCGGAUACAUUCACAUGCUCGAUGGCAUUCUGAAUGUGGAUGACGCAACGCCGGAUCUUGGUUUGAGGCUGUUUGACGAUUACCUCAAGUCACAGGAAUAG
Sabethes cyaneus is the source of this 675-nucleotide messenger RNA. RefSeq names its product soma ferritin-like. NCBI's taxonomy places the organism in Eukaryota, Metazoa, Arthropoda, Insecta, Diptera, Culicidae. Gene Ontology annotation, molecular function: ferrous iron binding; ferric iron binding. The transcript is spliced from 2 exons. Gene Ontology annotation, biological process: iron ion transport; intracellular iron ion homeostasis. The record is from RefSeq and is a predicted model, not a curated record. Gene Ontology annotation, cellular component: cytoplasm. Bases 1 to 675 code for a protein of 224 amino acids.